ACUCAUAUUUUGAUAUGAACACUUAACAUUUGUGUGGUAAUUUAAUAUCAUUUAUUAUCUUUGUCAUCUCACUGUUUAGUUGGAUUUAUAAAUAUUUGUUGCAUUAUCAGGACACUUACAUUUAGGCAAUCUGUCUCUACCAGCCCUACUUUUAGCAGAAGGAAUAAGCUUUAGGCUCAGUUUAAGACUCGGUAGGUGGGAAUUAAAGAGACAAGAUAAUAUUAUUCUCUGUGAUUGUACAGUGCACAAAAGAACAGGUGAGCAACAUUUAUAUUUAAUGUAAUUAAAAAUGCAUCUAACAACUGUUUUAGUUAUUUAAUAGCAUUAAGUCAUCCUAAUACUAAUAAUUUAAAUCAUCAUUUCUUGGUCACAAAAUAGUGAUCGUUUUUUUUUUAACUGAUAAAGACUAAUUUGCAAAGUCUGGAGCUAUUCAGAGACAUUUUGAAACAGCAUAAAACAACCAUUUGUUAAUUUCAUCCUUAUCUUUGCUAUUUGAGUUAAUUAAGUUUCUUUGGGAUGUCACACCAAGAAUGUACUGUGCUGGAGGGCAAAGAUUUGUGCUCUAUUUUAAUCAGUAUGUAUUGUAUGUAUACAUCCAUAAAUUAAAAUAAAUGUGGACUGUCAAUAUCUCUGGAUCUUAACCACUCUGACCUGUGUUCUGAAUGAAGUUGUGAGUUUUUUUAAAACUAAUAUAGGUCUAUUACUGUCUAUACUAAUAGUUCCCAAAGUUUUGAGGGGUGUUUCCGAAUACAUUUUCUUUUAAUUAUUUUAUAUUUCGGGCCUACCACUGACACUAGGUACCUCAAUCAAGUACCUGCUCAGUCAUCACUCUGAAUUCCUCAAAUAUUGAGCAGUGAUUUAAUUAGUGAAAUAAGCAGUAUGAGUAUGCUGAUUUUGAUCACUGAUAAGUGCCUACAGAAUGCACUCUGCUCAUUCAAUGAUGCUGAUGAAGUGAUGGUGAUACCAUUAUAUUAUAUAACAUAAUAUACUAGAAGAUAUUACUUGAUGUUACGGGAAAAUAUAUAAAUAAUGGAAGGGAUUUUACUAUACAUUCUAACUGCUAUUACAAAGUCUCAACAUCUAAAUCUAAAAAAAAAAAUUAUUAAUUUAACUGUAUCAGGUUUUGUAUCCCCAAAAAUUGAAAAAAAAAGUCAAAAUACAACAAUAUUAAUAUUCCUUGACUUGCUGAAUUUGAAAUGUAUAUUAACUAUAUUAUUUAAAGUAGGAAAUAGUGAAUCAUAAAAUUAAAGUAGAUUAUUUGUAUUAUUAAUAUUAUAGUCUGUCUUAAGGGUUAUAAAUCACAAGUUAUUUAAAUUUUCAUUGUCUGAAUGUCAAACUGCCUUUGGGCUUGGGACUUCUCAAGGUUUGACUGGUUUGAUUUCAGAGUUUACAUUCAUUAGAUGAGACGGGAGACGCGGUGCCUUGUUCCAAGUCACACAAAGAGAUAAUUAAUUAAUUUAAUCAUAAUCCAACCCAACGAGUAACAUUUUUUUGUUCUAAAACUAUAUCCAACUAAUUGAAAUUGACUAAUAUGUUAUUUAAUAUUUCAUCAGAUUUUGAUUUAGAUUUAAUGAUUUAAAUUGAUUCGAUUUAAGUAAGAAAGACAAAAGCCCUAUCAGAUCAUCAAAAUUAUUUUUUAAAAAUCCAGCUUUAGUUAAAAGUAAAGGCUUUACUUUACAUUUUACAUGGAUUUGGAUCUAUUAGUAUUAGUCUAGCUCCUGGAUAAAAUGAUGUCAAUAUUAACAUUAAUAAUUAAUACUAAUACGGUAUUGGUAUCAUUGUAUGAUUGAUCAUUGAAGGCACUAAGUCUAAUUCUAAGACAGAAACGAGAAAGUGAUAAUACUGAACUGAUAAGUUAAGUUUACUUAGUAAAGUUAGUCCCUAGAAUUAGAAUAAAAUAAGUCAGCCGGGCGUGUAAAUUCAGCUCCACUGUCACUCCACUUCAGUUCACUUCAGACUUCGGAGAUUUUGCGUGUCAUCAGUGUCUGUUGAAGGCUGACACUGUCUUAUUUUAGAUAUGAAACUGUUGCAAAACUGAUUAUUUAUGGUUUAAAAAGGGAAGGGAAGAAAUAUCCUUCUUUUUCAGUUCCCUGAAUACCUAAAGUUAAAGGCUAGCUCAACUCUAACGCCUAACUUAACUAAAACUUGUCAUUAUUUUUAUUUAUUUUCUUGCUUUUUUCGUUUUAAAUUUUGAGGCACCGAAAAAACACAUUCUAUUUUGGAAUUAUUCACGUGACUUUUCCAACUCUUUAACCAUAAAGUUUAUGGUUUUAAUAUCCACAUGAUUUGUUGUGAUGUUGUAUUCAAAAUGUCGGCUAAACGAGCUCGAAAAAACAUGAAACUAAUUAAUGGAAGAUCUUUUCAUGUAUACAUAGAACUAUAAAUUCGAUUUGUUUAAAUUUCACGUAAGUCUUUCCGCUUUUAGAUCACUUACCUAUAUCUUUUUAAACAUUAAAAUAAUUACUAACUACUAAGUUGUCUAGCAGCAGUAGUCUUAAAUUUAAAGUCAUUUUUCUUUCUCGUACUCAUAGUAGUUAUAAAGUUAUAGCUGUCGUCGUCAUAGCUAGCAGUAACAGUCAGUAACAGUACUAGUCGUAUACCGAAUUGCACUAUAUUUAAUUUAUAUCUUUUUAUUGGGAUUGACCUCAUUAAAAUAAUGUGCGUAAUAUUAUAUAAUAUUAUAGGCCUAAUGAGUUAAAAUUUAGAACAAUAAAAAUAAAACACAUUUUAAUUUUAGCAUUUUUAAAUUAUUCAUCUAAAUAAUAGGUAUAAAUACGAUAUAUGAAAAUAUGAUAUAUGGUAACCCUACUAUAUUAUAUAUAAUAUAUUAUAAUUAUUUUUAUCCAAAGCAUUUUUAUGUUGUUUUAAUUAAUCAGACAAUUUUAAAUUUUAAACCUAUAACUGUAAAAAAAAAAAGGGUUGAUGAUCAGCCAAUAUAACCAUCUGCUAGCAAAACCAUUAUUAAAAUGUACGUUUAUAUGGGAAUAUUACUCUACAGAAAUGAGUUUGGUUCCUGUAUCCAUUUCAUUAUUUUUAUUCAAAGCAUUUUUAUGUUUUUUUAAUUAAACAGACAAUUUUAAAUUUUAAACCUAUAACUGUAAAAAAAAAAAAAGGGUUGAUGAUCAGCCAAUAUAACCAUCUGCUAGCAAAACCAUUAUUAAAAUGUACGUUUAUAUGGGAAUAUUACUCUACAGAAAUGAGUUUGGUUCCUGUAUCCAUUUCUACCAUUGGUUUGAAUUGGGGCUUAUUUUGUGAUUAAUCAGCAGCGAAAUAUGCUCAAUUUUUCUUUUUACUACUGGUAUGUCUGAUACUGGAUAGGGUCUUCCAUUUGAUUGCAAAAUCAACACAGUUUUUCUUCAUUGAAUUUAUUUCAAAUUGAUUCAAAUGAAAACAAUGAUUUCAGAGAUUUUUGAUAUGCUAGUAUGACAGUAUUAGCUCUAGUGGUGAUGGCAAUAUGAGAGUCAGAUAUUGAAAACUUUGGCCAUAAACUUAGUUUUAUUGUUGCAGUCAGCAAAAAUUUUGUUUGGAAAAGAAUAUAUAUUAAACAGAAAAGAAAAAAAGAUUGGAUCCCUGUUACGAACUGCUAACAGUAAAAACAGGGGAUAAGCAGUUGUCAUUUUUGACAAGCAUAUGAAAAUACUAAAAAUGGUUCGACGCCAAAGAAAAAUGCGCUUGAUAGUUAUAAUAGAGUUAAGCUUAUAUAUGUAUAGUUUGCUCUUUAUUGAGCAACACAAAUUGUAUGCAUUUCAAUAAACUUUAUUAAAAAUAGAUCAUAUAAUGUUUGAUUAAUAAUCAUAAAGUCUUUACAUACAACAGAGUGGUGUGCCUAAUUAAGAUUUCACAUGACAUGAAUGAGGGACUAAUUAUGCAAAAAAUUUUAUACAGGACUGAUAAAAAUUCAGGAAGAAAAAAAUUAAAGCUAUCAUUAAAUUAUGAGUGAUCUUUGAAAUAUGUCUCCUUUGCAAACAUACUGUAUAGUUGUGGGUUGGCCUGGAUGCCAACUUGUCAGAUGGUAUGUGGAGUGGGCCAACCCCCCCCCCCCCCCCCCCCCGAGAUACUGUUGCCCUACACUAUUACAUAUCCUUGUGAGUUCAAUGAUCUGAAGAAAUUAAAUUCACAACACAGAAAUAAUUAAAGUCUUAUACUAGCUAAUCUAAAACAACUAAUCUGAAUCUCACAGUAAUAGUAAUAAUAAAAUAAAUAAUUAACACACUCCUGGGUUCCUGAAAUAUAAAUAAAUAUUAUAAAUAUCUCUGAUAACUUUAUAUUAAAGAAUUUUAUAAACUUGCAUUCAAUGCCUUUUUGUCAGUCUCUCUUUGUUGCUCAAUUCAUCUGCUUCAACUUCAACUGAUCUUAACAAUCAGUUAACAUAAAUUUCACAGCAAUGGUUGUAUUAACUUUUUGUUGUAUUCAUUUAUUAGAAUGAAAGACAAAAUGCACAAAGGACAUUUGCUCAGACUGACAGCUUAUUUUUUUAUGGUGCAAGUUUCACCUGUCUUAAGCUGGACGUCUCAGUGCAGUGCACCUCAUCCAGAGUGGCCUCAGCAACAUAGGUAAUGUAACAAUUAAUAGCAUGGGUUUGUCACUUUAUAAGAGUUGAGGAAUGACUGUCAAACAUAUUUAGGCUAAGUCAAAAUCAUUAUCAUUUGACAGAAUUCAGUGAAAACAUAAUUAAUACUACUUCUUUUUUAUGUUAUUUUGUCUUAGUCUUUUUCAUUUUAAGCUUUUACUCAAACUAUAUUCAUGGUUGCAAAGACAUGCUAAAAAAUUCCAAGAUUUCAUAGCUCUGUUUAUAACACUGUUUUCAACACAAAAAAGCCGAUAGACUCAGAUGUUAAAAUAUACAUAAUGAGCCAAAAGAAAAUUGAUAGUAAUUUAAAUGCUCAUAAAUAUAGAUGUUUAAAAUAAAAAUUAUGUUAAUUUCAAGCUCUUCCAAAUGAUAAGUGAUUAAAGCCACUAAUUUUAGCACUGGCACCUUGGCAAUUUUCACACCAGUUAUUUGGAAACUGCACACUCUCCCAAAUAGUUGAAAACUGCACACUCCACCAAAUAGAUGAAAACUGCACACUCCACCAAAUUGUUGAAAACUGCAUUUUAUUUAACAAGCUGUUCCCACAUUUUUCUUUGUUAUACUUUUGUUUUGUCUUUUUUUUUCUCUGUGGUAUUAAUGCUUUGCAAGAAAUUGAGACUUAAAUAAAGGCUUCCCUUUUGCCCAAACUGCAAAAGAAUACCAAAAGGAGGAAAAGUAAAGUACCAAUGUUCUUUUUAUACUUGCAUUGCAGGCCAUAUGACAGUAGACCUAUCAGUGAUCCCUAUUGUAAGGCAGGCAUUGUUCCAUUCUGUCCAACUGGCUUACCAUCAAAUAUCAUGCCUAAAGUUGGGCCUAAUGAUACACUAUUUGUGUAUGCAAUGAAAGCCCCUGUUUGGGAAUUCAAAUUUGGGGAUUUACUAAAGAAAUUUGUAAGUUUUGCUCUGUAAAUAAUUAAUUUUAUGCUGGUCAUUACUCUUUUAUAUUUGUAAUGCAUCACACAUUUUUUUCGUGUGUUGUAUAAAAUUACAGUAAAUACGUAACUAAUAAACCAUGCACUUCCAUCAUAAAACCUUAUUGUCUUUUAUCAGAGUGUUGGAAGUUUAUAUAAAUUGAAGUUUUAUCCUUUGCUAGAGAUUUUGCAACUUUGAAUAUUUAAAGUUUUAAAUAGAUGUGAAGUAAGCUGAACGAAAUUUAAACAAAAUUGUUAAAUUUAUUUUCAGAACAUUAUGCAUGAUGCUAUUGGAUUUCAUCAUGUACAGUCCGGUUUAAACAUGACGAUGGAAUGGUAUGAACUGUUUCAGUUAUUUAACUGCACUUUUCCACAUGAAAGGAAGCAGGAAAAUGAUUUGCUGUGGUGCAACCAAGGAGCAGCAUGCAUUUACAUGGGCAUUGAUGAAAAACACUGGAGGGACAAUGGGACUUUAGUGAAAGUUGGCGAAAUAACAGGUACCGGUACUUUAUAAAAAAAAAUGUCUUUUGAUAUGCAUUGCAAAAGAUUCUUAGUAGAAUUCUGUUUGUUGUAUUUUUAAAGGGCCAAAAAUGGUAAAAGAAAACUACAUUUUCUAAGGCCUCCUUGCUUGUAAGUAUCAGCAGAAUAUUAAGUUAAUUGUUACUGACCCCAGUUGAUAUAACAAAUAAAUUAUUUUGAAGAUUAGAUGAAUCCCAAUGUAAAAAAAUGAUGCAUAAUACUGGAGUUGAAAAAGUUGUUCCAAGCAAACACAGCAAAUCCAGUAAAAAGCUGUAACUUAGCUAAUGGAAUGAAGCUUUUAGUUGCAAUUCACUUUUUCAUUCUACAACUGCAAAAACAUAAAAAUCCUUUUUUUAUAAUUUCUUGAAAGAUUUACCAAUGUAUAAUUGCACAUUGCGAAAUUUUCAGGCCCCUUUCCCAAUUCAUAUUUGCUGCUUCAUCAAUAAUAUAAUCCAAUAAAAUUAAGGAUACUUCAUUUGAUACUUCAUUUGAUUAUGUAAAAUAUGUGUAGUCAAAUUUUGAAAUAAAGUUUUAAAAAUUUAUAGGAGCAGCACCUCCUUUUAGCAGCCAUGUUUUUAAAGGUAUGUCAGUAAUUUUCAACUUGUGUAUGCCGAAAAAUUCUUUAAAAAAAAAAUUAAACAAUUUAAAAAAAAUUUAUAAUGUGUUUACUUAUUUCUCCAACAGGUUCUACAUUCAAUCAAUUUGCUGAUUGGACCGAGCAAGACAACAACACUUACCUUUAUUAUGAAACUUGGACAGUUAAGGAAAGUCCAAGUAUGUUCACAGCUUCAAUAACAUUUGUUUUAAAUACGCAAAAUCUAAAUCUUAGAACAAAACUUAAGUUGUAGAAAAUGGACUUACUGAAGCCACUAAAAAUAGCCACUAUUGAGCUUAAUAAGAAAAUAAUGAUUUAUCAACAAUCCCAAUAAAAACAGUUACAGGAAUAUUGAAUUGUGCAAUUGUAAAUUUUCAAUUUUUUUAUUGUCUUCUUCAUCUUAGCCGGUCUCACUCCCAAUGGAGCAUAGGCCAUCCACAAAACUUUUCCAUCAGUCCCUGUCUUGGGCUUUCUUUGAUAGUUCAGUCCAGCUUUUCUUCAUUCUCUUCACCUCUGUCUCUACUCCCGUCUUCCAUGUGGCUCUUGGUCUUCCUCUUUUCCUGGUACCUUGAGGAUUCCAGUUCAGGGCCCGUCUUGUGUUGUUAGUGUUUGGUUUCCUUAAUGUGUGCCCUAUCCAUCUCCAUUUUCUCAUUUUUAUCUCCGUUUCCAUUGGAACACUUCAUGUUCUCUCCCAAAGAACAGUGUUACAAAUUUUUCAAAACCAUCUUAUUUUGGGGAUCCUUCGCCAGCAUCUGUUUAUAAUGCAGUUUUUUAAUGUUUGUUUUUGUUGUUCUCCAAGUUUCACAGCUAUACAGUAUAAGUGCCUUGAAAUUCCAGUUGAAUAUUUUUAACUUUGGUUUUGCCAGUAUUUCACUUGAGUUCCAGAUGUUUCACAGGGCAUUGAAUGCUCCCCUGGCUUUUUGGACCCUAGACUUUAUGUCCCCUAGACUUUAUGUCCUCAUCUGUGCCACCAUUUUUAUUUAUGAUGCUUCUCAGGUACGGUAUGUAAAAGUCUCAACUUCCUCAAGAGAUGCUCCUAUCAAGUUAAUCCCAAUCAUCCUUUGCAUUUAUUCUUAAGGUCUUGGUUUUCCCUUUAUUUAUGCUAAGUCCAAUUUGCUGCGAUACAUUUUUUAUUGUACUGUAUGUAUUCUUAAGUGCUUUUAUUAAUUUAUUAAACUUGAAUAGACCUAUGGUUUAACAUCUUUGAAGAAAGCUUUACCUUUAUAUUUAAGGAUUUUUUGUUGCAUCUUUUUAAAAACAAGUUUCUUACCCUUUUAUUGAGGCGACUUAUUUUUGGGGAGCCGCUUUGUUUCUUGCAGAGUUUUGAGGUUUAUGAUUAACCAUUUUUGACAAAAAUCUUAAUCGAAUUCCCAAUGUCCUUCUAAAGAGCUGAAUUUCGGUGAAUCACAAAGUCUCAAAUGACUAAUGAAUCUUUUGAAGAUAGAUGGAGUGUAUGAGCCCAUUAUCAAAUUAUAUGGCGUUAUAGAUAAAUAAAAUUUUAUACUUUAAAAAAUAAGUUUCUUUAUGCCUGUUGUAGAGUAGCAUUUUUUCUCUGCCUCAGGAUUUAAUUCCUCAUACAUCUACUAAUAAGCUUAAGUCAUCUGUAUACACAGAAUGAUCAAAUAUUUUGUGUUACAAUUUCAAUUUUCAUACCACACAAGUAAACUAAGACCUUGUGUUUACCAUUAACAACUAAGAGACUUUUUCUUCCAGAUGGUGUAACCUGGUUUGACCCCUUUGAUUGUGCAUCAUGGGUAAUUCGAGCCUUUGACCAGCUGCACCAGUUUGGUGCCACCUUCAACACAUCAGUUCACCUCAACUACACGAAAGCAGUCCUGUACAGCAAACAGCCAGAGUGUAUUGGCAAUGCAACGACUGUCUACCAAGAUCCAAAGGUGCUUGGAAACCUUAAAAAAUUUUAUGCCUACUUCCAAGGCAGCACCAGCCUGGCAGAAGUCCUUGAACACCUCAUUGAAUACAUUCCUUACUUUUUAAUGUACGAUACAUUUUAUCUGUUUUAUAAUGAUGAGUACUGGCAUCUGCCAUUGGAGUAUCCCUAUAUUGAAAUUACAUAUGAAGAGGUACCAUUACCAAGCUAGAUGAGAUUUAUGGACUUUUAGGUUAUCAUGAUAAGUUUUUGUUAUGCUGUUGGUUUAAAUAUCUAAAUUUUUAUAUAUUAAAAACUCAAUGACCGUGUCUUGUUUUCCAGUUGUCUUUUCUUUAUAAAUUUGCCAACUAAUUUUUAUGCUUCACUUGCAGGUGAAAUGCUUUAAUUGUAUUGUGUCUGCUUUAUUUAAGCUGAACUGACUAAACUGGCUAUUUACACUAAUAUUUUAUGUCUUUAAUCAAUAAUUAAAUGUGUCUUACAAACCAACAUUCAACAUCAUCUCUUAAAAUGAUAAGGCCUUAUAUUCACUAAUUGUUUUUAUCACAGUAAGUUUUAUUUAAAGAGUAUUAAUAUUUUCUUAAUAAGCUGGUUAUGCA
Molecule: messenger RNA, 9078 nt
Organism: Lymnaea stagnalis (great pond snail)
Lineage: Eukaryota; Metazoa; Mollusca; Gastropoda; Lymnaeidae
Source: the annotation of a GenBank genome assembly